Messenger RNA from Echinops telfairi (small Madagascar hedgehog), 1735 nucleotides. It is a transcript of the gene TMEM184B, whose product is annotated as transmembrane protein 184B. The transcript has 9 exons. The coding region runs from base 78 to 1322 and encodes 414 amino acids. The record is from RefSeq and is a predicted model, not a curated record. NCBI's taxonomy places the organism in Eukaryota, Metazoa, Chordata, Mammalia, Afrosoricida, Tenrecidae. Gene Ontology annotation, biological process: transport. Gene Ontology annotation, molecular function: transporter activity.
GCUCACACUGUGUUUUCUCCUAGGCUAGCUCAUCCAUCCUCAGAGCGUGCUGCAGGGAGCCCCCCUGCUCUGGGACCAUGACGGUGAGGGGGGCCGCGCUGGCCCCGGACCCAGCCUCGCCCACGACCGCAGCAGCCUCGCCCAGCGUCUCUGCCGUCCCCGAGGGCAGCCCCACGGCCAUGGAGCAGCCGGUCUUCCUCAUGAGCACGGCUGCUCAGGCCAUCUCCGGCUUCUUCGUGUGGACCGCCUUGCUCAUCACCUGCCACCAGAUCUACAUGCACCUGCGCUGCUACAGCUGCCCCAACGAGCAGCGCUACAUCGUGCGCAUCCUCUUCAUCGUGCCCAUCUAUGCCUUCGACUCCUGGCUUAGCCUCCUCUUCUUCACCAACGACCAGUACUAUGUCUACUUCGGCACCGUGCGCGACUGCUAUGAGGCACUGGUCAUCUAUAACUUCCUGAGCCUAUGCUACGAGUACCUGGGAGGAGAGAGCUCCAUUAUGUCCGAGAUCCGAGGGAAGCCCAUUGAGUCCAGCUGUAUGUACGGCACUUGCUGUCUCUGGGGGAAGACCUACUCCAUCGGGUUCCUGCGCUUCUGCAAGCAGGCCACGCUGCAGUUCUGUGUGGUAAAGCCACUCAUGGCCGUCAGCACUGUGGGCCUGCAGGCUUUCGGCAAGUACCGGGACGGUGACUUUGACGUCUCCAGUGGCUACCUCUACGUGACCAUCAUCUACAACAUCUCCGUCAGCCUGGCCCUCUACGCCCUCUUCCUCUUCUACUUUGCCACCCGGGAGCUGCUCAGCCCCUACAGCCCUGUGCUCAAAUUCUUCAUGGUCAAAUCCGUCAUCUUUCUCUCCUUCUGGCAAGGUAUGCUCCUGGCCAUCCUGGAGAAGUGCGGGGCCAUCCCCAAGAUCCACUCGGCCCGCGUGUCGGUGGGCGAGGGCACCGUGGCUGCGGGCUACCAGGACUUCAUCAUCUGCGUGGAGAUGUUCUUUGCGGCGCUGGCCCUGCGGCACGCCUUCACCUACAAAGUCUACGCGGACAAGCGGCUGGACGCGCAAGUGCCAACGUACGGCCCUUACGGCCGCUGCGCCCCCAUGAAGAGCAUCUCCAGCAGCCUGAAGGAGACCAUGAGCCCCCACGAUAUCGUGCAGGACGCCAUCCACAACUUCUCGCCCGCCUACCAGCAGUACACCCAACAGUCCACGCUGGAGCCUGGCCCCACCUGGCGCGGCAGCGCCCAUGGGCUCACACGCUCCCACAGCCUCGGCGCUGCACGGGACAACGAGAAAACGCUGCUGCUCAGCUCAGACGAUGAGUUCUAGGCACAGGCGGGCUGCCGGGCACAGCAGCUGGACUGCCUAGGGUGGGCCCCCUGCCAGCCUCAUGUCCAAGCCGAGCUGGGUCAGCCCUGUCAUGUCUUGGACCAGACGUAUCACUUCCAGAGGAACCGCCAGCUGCCCAGAGGGCGCCUUCAGGAAAACCUCCCCGGGGCCACCCCUGAGCACCUGUUCCAGGGUAAAGGCCCGCAGGGCGGGGACCCCCCAACCCCCACCUCACCGCAAGCACGCGCACGUCCUGUGGGGCACUCAUAGGACCAGCCACAUCCAGGCCCACAUGCUUCCAGAUGCUUAAUGGACUAGCGGGUGUGGGCUUCAGGCCCCACCCCAAGAUUACUCCCUCCCUCAGACUCUCACACUGAAAUUUGAGGCCCCAGCCUCUCCCUGCCCUGUCCCCA